Molecule: messenger RNA, 3627 nt
Organism: Sphaeroforma arctica JP610
Lineage: Eukaryota; Ichthyosporea; Ichthyophonida
Exons: 3
Coding region: 131-3580 (1149 amino acids)
Cellular component (GO): cytosol
Molecular function (GO): flavin adenine dinucleotide binding; sulfite reductase (NADPH) activity; oxidoreductase activity, acting on the aldehyde or oxo group of donors
Source: RefSeq, a predicted model, not a curated record
CCUGAUCUUCUAUGUUUAUUUAUGAUACCACACAACACUUUCAACCGAUCAGUUCAUCGCACUUCGACAUACAAUACUUCGACAUUGUUUUGGUACCUGCGAUACAAAAUCGACACCCUCACUAUACAUCAUGCCUCCAAUUCCACAUAAUCUUCAAAACCGUGAGCCGGUCCAGGUCGAGACCGGCCCCGGCGCCAAAUCGCCACCAAACGGCACGGGUGUGCAUCGCAGAUCGUCCAUACGAAGCACAUCGACCUCACUGAGCCGCAACUCGAGUUCUAAUUUUAUAUCACGCACAUACAGUCGCGGUAGUAGCAGCAGUCUGAAUAAGAUCGCAUUAGACGCACAAGUGCGCUAUGCAAGUGUGAACGGCCACACAGCUGCAUCGUACGUGGCCUAUGCUGUGUCGGAUAUCAACUUCGUAUACCCAUCUGCGCCAUCCGCUUACUUGGGGUCAGAUGUCGAUGAAUGGCACGCGAGUGAUGUCAAAAAUGCUUACGGUCAUACCGGAAAGCACUCCAAACUUCAGGUGAAGGCUGGUGCUGGUUUGGUCCUCCACGGUGCUCUAUCUGUGGGAGAGCUCGGUACAGUCUAUGCCGCAUCCGACGCUAUUAAAUUUAUGCUACCAACCAUACAUUACUUAGCAAACAGUCAGCUAUCAAGCGUGAUGCAUUUUGAUACAAAAUCACUCGGCGACGACCUGACUGUUAACGUGAACCACACACAAAUCAUGUUGGCUCGCAAUACCGGAGCUGUUAUCUUGAGUUCGCACUCGGUGCAGGAAACCCACGAUAUCGCACUAAUUGCACACAUCCUUACCCUACGUGGUAAAGUGCCAGUAAUGCACAUGAUAGACGGAUCCAACACAGCACGGGAGACGUCACGUGCACGCCUGUUGCAGUACGGCGAGAUCAACUCACUAAUGAACAAAUAUGGCGAUCUCGAGAGACACCGCGAGCAGUCCAACUCUGCACGCCACCAGCCUGUGACGGGCUCAACCCAUAACUCGUCCGAGACUACCGCACAGAUCGCCGAGGAUGUUAUGCGUGAGGUAUCAGAUGCCUUGGGUGUGCGCUACGCACCCUUCGAGUACGUAGGGGCCCGUGACGCCGAAGUCGUGGUGGUGGUAAUGGGCUACCCCGCCCAGGUCUUCUCCGAAACAAGUCGUCUGUUGUGCAGUGUAGGUCGCCCUGUGGGUGUGCUUAAGAUCCGUAUGUACCGCCCCUGGUCCGCCCGGCACUUCGUGUCCGCGCUACCCGUAUCCGCCAAGCGGCUGGUGGUUAUGGACUUCACAUCACCCCAGGCAUCAGUGCACGUACCUGGUGCUCUGUUCUUGGAUGUUUUGGCUACCGUGGAAUCCCAGAUCUACGGCACUAAGAAACCUCAGGUGUUGCAAGGCAAGGCCUCUGUGGCAACAUUCACACCGGCGAUGGCCAAGGCCGUCUUUGACUUUGCGGCACACCAAACACGUACAUCGUUCACUAUUGGACACGAAGGUGCGUCAGCGUACGAGCUAGAAAUUGAAGGGGAUGUAUCGGCUGUGCCCGAGAAUGUGAGUCAGGUGCUGGUAUGGCAAAAGGAGAGCGACAACCUGCUCGAACCCAUGAACAACCUGCUCUCCACGCUAUGUGACGGCUCCGACACAUUCGUACAAAGCAACACAUUCUACGAUGCGUACAAGCAUGGUGGGGUAUCCACCUCUCACAUCCGCUUGGGUCCCUCACCAAUCAACGCCCCUUAUCCUAUCGGCGAGGCUAACCUUGCGAUCGUGUCGAGCUCAUCCCUGCUAGAAGCGUACGAUGUAGUGGCUUCGUUGCGAACGGGAGGUGUACUUUUAAUUAACGCCAGCGUCGAGAGUGUCGACGAGAAGAGCGACGAGCUUCCUACGCUUUUCAAGCAGGAGGUUCUGAACAAGGAAAUUUCAGUAUAUACCAUCGAUUUUGAAAAGAUAGUGCGAGAGAGCGGAUUAGAGCACGAACAUGAGGCCACGGCUAUGGCAGUUGCUCUGAUUACUUCAAUUGUUCGUUUGGCUGGGCUUGCUUCUUUCGAGGCCACCCUUGUUGAUCUUCGCACUUGUCUGGAUGAGAAGGCAAUCGACAGUGAAGUGUUCGAACGCCAAAUACAGAUUCUGGAACAGGUGAUCGAGAGCGGACUAGUGUUGCAAAAGAUUCCGGAAAGUUGGGGAGAGGUACCUUUGCCUCUUGAGAUCAAAGAGGGCGAAGAUGUACCCGAGGUUCUGGCUUUACCUACCGCGGUAGCCGGCAAUUUGCUACCCAGCACUGGAUACAAGUACGAGGAGCCGAAAACUCAUGUGCACUCGAAGUCUCACCACGCAGCAUGGAUGGGUAUGUUCUCUGAGGCCUAUCAGACCAGGGAAGCACUCCGCCCCUCAGAGCACACAUCGUAUGUGGUCACGUGUACCGAGAACCGACGCCUGACACCCGACGACUACGAGAGGAAUGUCUUCCAUAUGGAGAUGGACAUUACUGGCACUGGUUUGGUGUACAAUAUUGGAGAUGCACUUGGUGUUUGGGGAUCCAAUGGAGAUGACGAAGUGAAUGAUUUCCUACAGUUCUAUGGUCUGAACGGUGAUGAUGUUGUCGGCGCUGCUCGAGCUCCGUCCGGUCACCAUGCUGAUGAGGCAAUCGCGAACGCCAACGUGGAGUACAGAACUAUUACGCACUGGCUGCAACAAGUGACUGACCUAUUCGGCCGACCUGGUAAAGGAUUUUAUGAAGCCUUAGCUGAAUACGCUGAAGAUCCGGAUGAAAAGGCGGAAUUACUGCGACUAAUUGGAGACACGGGCAAACCUGAUUUCAAGAAGAGGGUGGAGGAGACGGUUACAUACGCUGAUGUAUUGAGGGAGUUCCCCAGUGCGCACCCCUCAGUGGAGGAUUUGAUCAAGCUCAUUGCACCCAUCAAACCAAGGCACUAUUCUAUUGCUUCGUCGCAGCGCAUGCACGCAAACUCAGUGCACUUACUGGUCGUGGUACACGACUGGCAGACACCCGCAGGCAGACAUCGUAUCGGUCAGUGCACGCGCUACCUGGUGGGUGUACGCCCUGGAACCAAGAUGACCGUGUGUGUAAAGCCGUCGGUGAUGAUCUUACCGCCCAGGCAGACACAAGCAUGUAUCAUGUCCGGCUUGGGAACGGGUAUGGCACCCUUCCGCGCGUUUAUACAGGAGCGUGCGUGUGCUAAGCUAGCUGGAGAAGAGGUUGGUCCUAUGAUCUUGUACUUCGGGUCACGUUCAAGGGGACAGGAGUACCUGUACGGAGAGGAGUUAGAGGCUUACCAUGCGGAUGGUCUGCUCAGCGGCCUUCGUCUGGCGUUCUCGCGAGAUCAACCCCAUAAGAUAUAUAUUCAGCACAAGAUGAUGGAGGACAAGGAAUACCUCAACGAAUACCUUAACAACAGCGACGGACACUUCUAUCUGUGCGGCCCUACAUGGCCUGCGGGCGAUGUUCGUGAUGCUAUUGUUGGCAGUUUCGUGGAAGCCGGUGGUCUGAGUGAGGCCGCGGCGACCAUGACCCUACAGAAACUUAAGGAUGAUGAGAGAUAUAUCCUCGAGGUGUAUUAAAUAUAGUGAUAAAAAACUCAUGAAAAGAAAUAAAUUCAAAUUGAAAG